Molecule: messenger RNA, 507 nt
Organism: Laccaria bicolor S238N-H82
Lineage: Eukaryota; Fungi; Basidiomycota; Agaricomycetes; Agaricales; Hydnangiaceae
Exons: 6
Coding region: 1-507 (168 amino acids)
Biological process (GO): double-strand break repair via nonhomologous end joining
Cellular component (GO): nucleus
Molecular function (GO): DNA binding; DNA-directed DNA polymerase activity
Source: RefSeq, a predicted model, not a curated record
AUGGGAAGCUAUCGCAGGGGAAAGAUGGAUUGUGGGGACAUUGAUGUGUUAUUAACGCGUUCGACCAAGGAUGGUAAAACUCAUGCAGGCAUCCUACCUCGGCUUCUAAAGGCUCUUCGCGGGGCUGGCAUAAUUGUUGAAGAUCUUGCUCUUCCAGAAGACUCGGAUGGUCUUGAAGCUACAUAUCGAGGGCUUUGUUGUCUACCCGACGUGAAGGGGUCAAAAUAUCGCCGUAUAGAUUUCUUGACGGUACCAUGGCAAUCAAGGGGAGCUGCGUUAUUGUACUAUACGGGAGAUGAUAUCUUUAAUCGUGCAAUGCGUCUGAAGGCCAAUGCUUUAGGGUACUCACUGAACCAAAGAGGUUUAUUCGGCAACGUAAUUCGUGAUCCUCACGACCGUCGCAUCAAAAUGAAUGCUGGCAAGUUGGUUGCUUCUGAGACUGAGGAAGAGAUAUUCGAUAUUUUGGGAGUACCCUGGCAAGAGCCUCUUGAAAGAGUGAGAGAAUGA